This is a messenger RNA of Brassica napus (rape), 453 nucleotides long. RefSeq lists its product as uncharacterized. The transcript has 2 exons. Bases 1 to 453 code for a protein of 150 amino acids. Lineage: Eukaryota; Viridiplantae; Streptophyta; Magnoliopsida; Brassicales; Brassicaceae. The record is from RefSeq and is a predicted model, not a curated record.
AUGGCUGCUACAGAAGGACAACACGUCAUGGCUCUCGUUAGCAAACGUCUGCGUACCCACCGUAAGAAAUACAACCGAAUCACUGAGAUGGAAGAGUCUAUUUCUCAGGGUAAAACACUCGACAAGGAGCAAAAAGAAACCAUCCUCUCUAAGCCAAUCGUCACUGCCCUAAUCCAAGAGCUCGAAAAGCUCCGCCUUCCUCUUCCUUCCGCCGCCGUUUCAGAAGAGAUCAUCAGCCUCGCUGCCUAUGCACGUAAGGAGGUGCCGCCUGAGGAGAAAGACGUGACUUCCAAGACAGACAUGGAGGAUUGCAAGGUCUCUGAUGAGGUUUCGAAAGACGAUAUAUCUCCUUGUAGCGAAAGCUCUCAAGACGUUACACCAUCGCCACCUUCUACAAGUAGUGGAAAGGCACGACGUAAAAAGAAGUCUAAGAUACCUCAGACCACGAACUGA